CUCUUCAAAAUAGCCAGUCAUUUCUGGUCGGCUUUUAUUUUCGAAGAAUUGUAUCUGUAAAAAUAAUUCAAGAUGGAAUCGUUUGACUUUACCAAUACCCCCGUCAGCACCGGCACCACAAUUAUGGCCGUAGAAUUUGAUGGCGGCGUCGUGGUUGGCGCUGAUUCUCGCACCAGCUCCGGUCCUUAUGUGGCCAAUCGGGUCACUGACAAGCUUACUCGCAUUACUGAUCAUAUCUAUUGCUGCCGCAGUGGGUCUGCCGCUGAUACACAGGCCAUUGCCGACAUUGUGGCCUAUUCGCUAAACUAUCACGAGAAUCAGAUGAGCAAGCCUGCGACAGUAUUCGAGGCAGCUUCAGAGUUUCGCAACUAUUGCUACAGUUAUCGCGACUCUCUGUUAGCCGGCAUUAUUGUUGCUGGUUGGGAUAAACAGCUUGGUGGCCAGGUUUACAAUGUUCCAGUAGGUGGUAUGCUGGUACGUGAGCCCUGUACCAUCGGAGGCUCCGGCUCGAGCUAUAUUUACGGCUUCGUUAGAGAGCACUACCGCGAAGGCAUGGCAAUGGAGGAAUGUGUAGAAUUCGUAAAGAAAGCUGUGAAGCAUGCCAUCUACCACGACGGUAGCUCUGGAGGUGUAGUUCGUAUUGGCAUCAUUACCCAGGAUGGAGUUGAGCGCCGCUUGUUCUUUAACACAAAAUCAGGCGAACCAGAGGUUAUAAAUACCCCCCAAUUGGCAGUGAAUUAAUGAUUUAUAAUAAAUUAAUAUAGAAUAUGUGAAGGGCGUUGUAAACACUCCAGAAUAUAAAAUGGUUCAUAAAUAUAUUCAUUUGGUUCGUA
Scaptodrosophila lebanonensis is the source of this 833-nucleotide messenger RNA. It is a transcript of the gene Prosbeta1, whose product is annotated as proteasome subunit beta type-6. NCBI's taxonomy places the organism in Eukaryota, Metazoa, Arthropoda, Insecta, Diptera, Drosophilidae. The record is from RefSeq and is a predicted model, not a curated record. Gene Ontology annotation, cellular component: proteasome core complex. The transcript has 3 exons. Gene Ontology annotation, molecular function: threonine-type endopeptidase activity. Bases 73 to 741 code for a protein of 222 amino acids.